GUAUAUAUAUUUUUUUUCGAAGUUAUUCCAAAAUAGAGUUAAAGUUUUAUUUCAAUUUAUUUUUAGUGAACCUGGAAUAGUAAAAAAAUAUUUAUUUUUUAGUGAACUUGGAUGAUAGACAACCUUGAAGAUAUCUCCUUCUUCAUAUUUUCCAAAUCAAGUCAAUUACAAAAUUCCAUAUUUUCCGGCGGCCGAGAUUUCGAUCGGAAUAAUUUAAAAAAUGGGUUCCGAGCAAAACGAGAGUACAAGCUUCUCCCAGUCUGAGCCAAAGCUCUGCCUCAAUGGCUGCGGAUUCUUCGGAACAGCUGCUAGCAUGAACCUCUGCUCCAAAUGCUAUCACGACCUCAGAGUCACCCAAGAAGCCUCCUUCGAACCCGAAACCUCCCUUGAAUCUGCUCUUGCGUCGUCAUCAUCAUCAAAGAGCAGUGAAACGGCUCCGCAGACUAGUGCCAAGACGAGGAGGUGCUUGAGCUGUAACAAGAAAGUGGGCUUGAUGGGGUUUAAGUGCAAGUGUGGGAGUACAUUCUGCGGAGACCAUAGAUAUCCCGAGAAUUACGAAUGCGAGUUCGAUUUCAGAGGACAAGGAAGAGAUGCGAUUACCAAAGCUAAUCCCUUGGUGAAUGGUGAAAAGGUCAAGAGAUUCUAAGUAAAAGAGUAAUCUGAAUGGUUAUACGGUUUGAUUGCUCUAGGGAUAUGUUAGAUCGGUUUGUGUCGUUGCUAUUGAUUUGGUUUUGGUGGAGGUUGUUCUUUAAUAAAAGAACUGUUCAUAGAAAUGUGUGUGUGAGUUCUGUGUACUGGCCUCAUUGUGGAUUAGGUCGGUUGUUUUUUUAGACAAUCCCCGAUGUAUUUUGAUAUUCUUACGUCUGAGUUAUAUGAAAUCUAUAACAAAAGUGAAA
This is a messenger RNA of Brassica napus (rape), 896 nucleotides long. RefSeq names its product zinc finger A20 and AN1 domain-containing stress-associated protein 1. Lineage: Eukaryota; Viridiplantae; Streptophyta; Magnoliopsida; Brassicales; Brassicaceae. The coding region runs from base 221 to 646 and encodes 141 amino acids. Gene Ontology annotation, biological process: proteasome-mediated ubiquitin-dependent protein catabolic process. The record is from RefSeq and is a predicted model, not a curated record. The transcript is spliced from 2 exons. Gene Ontology annotation, molecular function: DNA binding; zinc ion binding.